Messenger RNA from Coturnix japonica (Japanese quail), 2095 nucleotides. NCBI's taxonomy places the organism in Eukaryota, Metazoa, Chordata, Aves, Galliformes, Phasianidae. The record is from RefSeq and is a predicted model, not a curated record.
AUCAGAUGCCAUUGUGUCAGACUGUCCCUCUGCUGCCACCUGUCAACAACAUGGAAUGGAAUAUUGGUGGGAAGGCUCAACCUCUGCUGCCAUAUCGCCAGCAUCCGCCUCUAAUAUCAUGACCAGAAAUUCAAAUCCUGAAUAAUAAGGAAGGAUAUCUGUAUUCAGGACAUUUUAAUGGGAAGGGAACUUUAUAGAAUUGCAGUCCUCGCCACAUGGCUCUCUCAUUGUGCAUAUAGGUGUAUGUGUUUUCUUUCAGAAGCAGUCUGGCAUGGAUGACUGUAGCUUUCAGGGUCUUCCUACAAAAAAUAUGCUAGCCCAGCUAAUUUUCAGAGCCUGACAAUCAUUAAAGCUCCUAUGAGUGAGCAUCUGGUACUUUUUUAGCUGAUGAUUAACUUGAGCCCCUUCUCCCUUUUCACAUGUGGGUAAAAAAUGGAAAUGCAGAGCCUGAAAGCAGCAGGCAUGAGUGGUUCCUUAUCCUAACUCCAUGGACUAAGGGAUGUUCAAUUGUGGAAUCAUCUUACAAAGAGCUCAGGACUACCGGGAAAGGCAGUGAAGGGGCUGGUCUUUUUAGGGUAAAAAAGGAGAAACUGUUUUGUGACCGGGCUGAAUCCAGAAUGUUUAUGAGUUUCAUCACCCUACUUUCACUGGUACCAGCAAUGUUUGUGUGGUACGGACGGCUGCUAUUAAAUGUUCCAUUUAUUCAGCUCUAUAGUGUUCUUAGUCCUGGAGAAUCUGUUGUAACUAGAGACCUUAUAAUGCUUUCUUGUACAGAUGUCUAUUGUUUAGAGUAAGGCUUUACUUGUCAGUACUUCCAGAGUCUCUUCGUGGUUCUACAUUAAUAUCACCCUGAGUAAGUCAUUAAGCCAGUUUCAUUUCAGCUUCCCAGCCUGGAAGACAAUAUCUAUCAUAGAGGACUUGUGUCCAGCUUCAUUUGUUUGACUGAGAUCUUUGGAUAAAAUUGUUUACAUAAGAGGAAGAUACUGUGAUUCACAUAUUUAUUAAGUCAUAAAUAUUACCUAUUGUGGACAGAGAAAAGAUGAAGAAAGAUAAAAUUUGUCUGUUAGUUUCAUUUCUUGUGGGCAUGUUACCCAAAUUUUCUGUUAAAAGGAUCUCCAGCACAGUAGCUGGGAACAUUGGUGAAUAAUUUCUGGGUGCCCAGGAUAGUAAUAUCUUGUGAGUGUAACAUAGUAAGUACAGAGCAGGGAUGGCGGCAGCAGUAUGCCCUUCCUCACAGCACCCAACUGGCAGAUCAGCUGAACUCCACUGCUAGUUCUAGGGUAUCUCUUUUACCUCCUCCUGGGUGCUAUGGUGUUCCAGCUGCUGGAAAAGCAGGCAGAAACACACUCUCAGGACCAGUUCCACCUGGAGAAGCUCAAGUUCCUGCAGAACUAUACAUGUUUGGACAGGCAAGCCCUGGAGCAGUUCAUACAGGUCCUCAUGGAAGCAUGGGAAAAAGGGGUCAACCCAGAAUGAAACUCUACGAAUCCCAGUAACUGGGACUUCAGCACUUCUUUCUUUUUUGCAGGAACUGUUGUCACUACUAUAGGCUAUGGUAACCGAUCCCCCAGCACAGUGGCAGGACAGGUCUUCUGUGUGUUUUAUGCCUUAUUUGGAGUGCCGCUUAACUUGGCCUUCCUUAACCAGUUGGGGAAAGGCCUCAAUGCUCAUCUGAUUACUCUGGAAAGAUGGGUGCAAAAGCCAGGCCAUGACCAGGUACAGUGUCAAUCUAUCAUUUCUUCCCCACUAGUAGAAACUAUUUUCUCAGAGACCUAAUUUCCUUGAGUGUGUUUACAUCUUCUUGAAAAACAGCAAUUACAUUGCCCUCUAUAUCAGAAAAUCAAUAUGCUAUAUUUAUCUAUGAUAGCUUUGUAGUAAUUUGCUUUUUUCCUGAGAGAUUACAGAUUUGCAAUUUUAAAUGCUGAUUCUACAAAACUGUUAAAGAAGCAUAGCCUCAAUUUUAAGCAGAACUUUUAAGUUCUGUUGACUUUAGCAGAGCAUAUUCAUACACACACAUUGCUGAAUCAAGCUCUUAUUAUCUACCCUAUGCUACUAUCUACUCCAGAGUCUAGGUCUAUAUUGUACAGAAGACAAC